AUGUGGACCUGUGUCAUCGACAAACUCGACUUGUUGGCAGGUCUUGCGCCUGCUGAGCUUGAGCGCCUGCGCGAGAUUUCCACCCUGUUUAUGCAAAGAAAACAGUUCUUUGGUAUCUACGAGAUGGAAAUUAGCAAUGAGGUCCGUGUCGCAAUUGCUGCUCAAGCCUGCCUGCUGAUCCUGAAUCGAACAGCGUCGCAUGAGACACAUCCCUAUCCAGGCUGGUCAUCCAUCAUUCUUUACCCGGGACCUUUUGUUACCCGGCAUAACUUUCGAGACGCCAUAGGCGUGGUGCAUGAACAGAUUGCUGCACUGGAAGGGGAAACGAGUCGCAGCGGCCCCAUUGUGCUCUCCUGGGAAGAUGCCCGUCGGAGCGCCACCGCGCCUGGAGAGGGAAGAAACGUGGUACUUCACGAAUUUGCCCACAAACUCGACUUCAUGAAUGGCGUGAGCAACGGAUUCCCGCCUCUGCCCGCCGGCAUGUCGGUUGAAGACUGGUCGCGGUCGUUCACUCACGCCUUCGAGCACUUACGCCAUCGCGUUGAUCACCAUCAUCCGACGCCGUUCAAUUCCUAUGCCGCAACCAAUCCAGCUGAGUUUUUUGCGGUCAUGACCGAAGCGUUCUUCCAGAUCCCUCAUCAUUUAAGGGAGAUCUAUCCGCACGUCUACGAGCAGCUUCAGCGAUACUACAAGCAGGAUCCGAUUCAACGACGGCCGCCAGUGGUGAUAUUUGAUGGAGCAUUUUUUAUGAGUCAUGACGAAAAGCAUCGCGCACAUCGUGUGGGUUGGCUGCGUGCCGCGGUACUGGGCGCCAACGAUGGCAUUGUGUCUACAGCGAGUCUGAUUAUUGGCGUAGCUGCAGCGGGCACCACACAGGAAAACAUUCUGCUCGCGGGGGUUGCCGGGUUGGUUGCGGGCGCCAUGUCCAUGGCUGCUGGAGAAUACGUGUCGGUGAGUUCUCAGUCAGAUACUGAAAAUGCAGAUCUGGCGCUGGAAAGAAAAUCACUAGAGCAGAACCCCAUGUUCGAAAAGAAGGAGCUGGCAAAGAUAUAUGAAGAAAGAGGGGUUGAGCCUGAGCUGGCAAUACAGGUUGCACAUCAACUGAUGAGGCAUGACGCUCUCGGGGCUCACGCGCGUGAUGAAAUUGGUAUUUCGCCGAAUGGCGCCGCUCAACCCGUUCAAGCCGCGUUCUCUUCAGCCGGGACGUUUACCGUUGGGGCGGCGUUGCCGCUGUGUGUAGCAUGGGUAAUGCCCGCCGCUUCGCAGAUACUUGCGAUUGCAAUAUCGUCACUUUUCUUCCUGGCACUGCUUGGUGUUAUUGCCGCGCGUGCGGGUGGCGCACCGAUGAUAACCGGCGCGGUCAGGGUUACUUUCUGGGGUGCCCUGGCGAUGGCUUUGACCGCAGGUGUAGGGCAAUUAUUCGGCGUGGUGAGUUGA
Molecule: messenger RNA, 1437 nt
Organism: Symbiodinium pilosum
Lineage: Eukaryota; Dinophyceae; Suessiales; Symbiodiniaceae
Source: the annotation of a GenBank genome assembly